ACGACGGCACCAGUAGUGCCAAUGCACUCGAAGCAUACGGGCGAAGUUCGUGAAGUGUGAAAGUGAACUUGUUCCGCAGUUGCCACAACUCUAAGUCCUGAACAGAUUGAUGAAUAAACUCAACCGACCACUUUCGGAGUUCGCCAUACACCGUUAAAAGUGUGAAGUGAAGUAGGCCAGUAGCCGUCCAGGAAAUGCUAUCAUACGCAUUAGCAGCAGUCGAUAUGCUGCUGGAACUUUUCACCAAAGGAUGUCGGAUGGUGAGGCGUGAGUUUCACAUAAUUAUGAGCUAUGCCAUCCGGCGGCUGCUGCGUGGUGCAAUGCACGUGUUCAGUUGGUUUGUCGUGCCGUACUCGUACAUCGUCAGUGCCCGGGUACGACGCAAGUAUCUGCCACCGCUGGACAACCCACUGCUCCAGAUACCGGCCGUAACGUUGGCCGCCAAAAUUCGCAGCGGUCAGAUCAAGAGUGAAGAUGUUGUCGCCGCUUACAUUAACCGGUGCCGCGAGGUAAACCCGAUAUUGAACGCAAUCGUGCAAGACCGCUUUGAGCAGGCUCUCGAAGAUGCCCGACGAAUAGAUCAGGAAAUUGCUAGUGGUCUGAGAACCGAAGAACAGAUGGCGAAAGAGACACCAAUUCUAGGUUUGCCGGUUACCAUCAAAGAGAGUUUGGGAGUGAAGGGAAUGAGUAAUACAGGGGGAAGAAAGUUAAAGAAGCGAAGAAUUGCUGAACACGAUGCUCCGGUGGUUGAACAAAUCAAAAAGAAUGGUGGUAUCAUAUUGUUGGUUAGCAACACUCCAGAGCUUUGUAUGUGUUGGGAAACUUACAAUCAAUGCACUGGCCUAACAAAGAAUCCGUACAAUUUACGUCGAACUGUCGGAGGAUCUUCAGGUGGUGAAGCAGCCUUGAUAAGCUCAGCAGCAUCCCUGAUGGGUGUAACCACAGACAUAGCAGGUUCGUCACGACUACCUGCUGCUUUUGUAGGCGUCUUUGGUCACAAACCGUCACCAUUCGUUGUUUCUCCAUACGGCCAUCAUCCAUCAUGCGAAGAUGAAACAUGGGGAAACUUCUUCACUCCUGGUGCGAUGUGCCGAUACGCAGAAGAUCUCCCACUUCUUUUACAAGCAAUGAGAGACCCAAAAGGAAUAGCUGUCACCUUAGAGGCAGACGUGAACCUUACAAACCUAAAAUAUUACUACAUGGAAAAUGAUGGUCCAACGGGACUAACAGAACCGAUCCAGCCAGAUAUACGGGCCGCCAUCGAGAGCGUCGUUAAUCAUUUCAACGCAGAAAAAGUUAACAUUAAAAGGCUUAUCUGGUCCCUGGACAUUUCCAUGUGCAAAAUGCUGCGAAUGAAGGACAUUGAAACUAUCUAUACUCUGCAGACAGAUGAACAACCAAACACUACGUUUGGAAAAGAGAUUCUUAAGUACCUAUGUGGAUGCUCUGAUUCCGAUUUACCAUCGGUGGUGAUCGGGCCAAUGCAACACAUCAUUCAAAACUAUAUACCCAACUCGAGGCUAGCCUUUCUGGAUGAACAAACCGAACUGCUGCGAAAGGACUUUAUCGAUAUGCUUGGAACUGAUGGUAUUUUCAUCUAUCCGGUAUUUCCAAACACUGCCCAUAGACAUUUCGAAAUCUAUCACAAAUUGGUCGACACAAGCUAUCUCAUGGUGUUCAAUACGCUUGGACUUCCGGCAGCGUCCUGCAUGGUGGGAUUAGAUAGGGAAAAAUUACCUAUGGCUGUACAGAUUGUUGCUAGUCCUGGUCAAGACCAUCUGAUUCUAGCUGUCGCCAAAGAGUUGGAACGGAAGUACGGUGGCUGGGUUCCACCACCGGUCAGAAAGUAGUUAUCAAAUGGCCGGCUAUAGCCGGCGGUGCUAGUGAUAGGCUAUAAUGACCACAGAAUAUCACUGUGAUAGACUAAGUGAGAGAUUGUUACUAUAUUUUUUCUAUUAUUCAACCGUUUCAUUCCACUUCCAAAUUCGGUGAUUUAAAUAAACUUCAAAA
Wyeomyia smithii (pitcher-plant mosquito) is the source of this 2010-nucleotide messenger RNA. RefSeq names its product fatty-acid amide hydrolase 2-B. NCBI's taxonomy places the organism in Eukaryota, Metazoa, Arthropoda, Insecta, Diptera, Culicidae. The record is from RefSeq and is a predicted model, not a curated record. Bases 195 to 1850 code for a protein of 551 amino acids. The transcript is spliced from 3 exons.